AUGGGAAACUUGAGCAAUUUAUCCUUUCUUUACCUUCAUUACAAUGAACUUUCAGGAUCUGUUCCUCCCGAAAUAGGAAAGAUGCGCAAUUUAUCCAAUCUUAAUCUUCAACACAACAAACUUUCGGGAUCUAUUCCUCCCGAAAUAGGAAAGAUGGCCAAUUUAUCCUCUCUGGACCUUCAAAACAAUGAACUUUCGGGAUCUAUUCCUCAGGAAAUUGGAAUGAUGGGCAAAUUAGUCACACUACUCCUUUUAAAUAACAACUUUUCUGGUUCUAUACCUCAAGAAGUUGGAAUGAUGAGAUCUCUCACUAACCUUGAUUUGUCAUCUAAUUUUCUCAUUGGUCCAAUUCCCUCUUCCAUUGGAAACUUGAGCGAGUUACAACAACUUUACCUUUAUUUCAACAGUCUUUCUUGUUCCAUACCUGAGGAAUUAGGAUUGCUUAAACAUCUGUGGGUAGUUCAAUCAUCAAGUAAUAAACUCACUGGUCCAAUCCCAGAUUCCAUAGGAAAUUUGGUUAAAUUGUAUGAUCUUACACUUUAUCAAAACAACCCUUCUGGAUCAAUUCCAACCACAAUUGGAAAUUUGACCAAGCUUGCCAUUUUAUCUUUGUUCAUUAAUGAACUAAAAGCAUCAGCAUUGAAGAAUGCUACUCUAUCCUAUUUUAUCGCCUUAGAUAUAGCAUUAGCAUGCUUCAAUGCUAAUGCUCUAAGUGGUUCUAUUCCACUCGAAAUGAAUAAUCUUACCAAUUUCGUAAAAUUGGAACUAAGUUUCAACAAAUUUACCGGGCCAUUGCCUAAGCAGAUAUACCAUGCUAGAGCACUACAACAUUUUGGUACUGUUGAUAACCAUUUUACAGGCCUUGACCCAGAAAGCUUGAAAAAUUGUCAUUGCCUCGUUCGAGUUAGGCUUGAUGGAAACCAACUAAGAGGAAAUAUAGCUGAAGAUUUUAGCAUUCAUCCGAACUUGAUUUAUAUCGAUUUGAGUGGUAAUAAUCUAUAUGGUGAACUUUCAUCGCAGUGGGGGCAAUGCAAUAAUUUGACAAGCCUAAAAAUCUCCAACAAUAAGAUUUCUUGUAGGAUACCACCUGAACUUGGUGAGGCAAAUAUGCUACAUGUCCUUGAUCUCUCUUCAAACCAUCUAAUGGAACAUAUUCCAAAGGAAUUGGGGCGCCUAAAGUUAUUGCUCGAACUUUCAGGAAGCCUGCAGUCUCUUCAAAGGCUUGAUUUUAGUCAUAAUUUGCUGGUAGGAGAUAUACCACGACAGCUUAGAGGCAUGAAACAGUUGGAAAUAAUGAAUCUCUCUCACAAUAAUCUCUCUGGUUCCAUCCCAUCCACAUUUGGUGAUAGUGCAAGCUUGACAUCCAUUGAUAUAUCCUACAAUGAGUUAGAGGGUCCUAUUCCUAACAUCACGGCCUUCCGCAAGGCUCCAAUUGCAACACUGAAAAAUAACAAAGGCUUGUGUGGUAAUGUUAUUGGAGUUUCACUUCUUCUUUGCCAAAGAGUGAAGAAAACCAAAGACAAGCCAAGAGAAGUGCGUAACGAUAAUCUUUUUGGAAUAUGGAGUUAUGAUGGGAAAAUGGUCUACCAAAACAUUAUUAAAGCCACAGAAGAAUUCGACUCCAAAUAUUGCAUUGGAGUGGGAAGUUUUGGAAGUGUUUACAAAGCUGAGUUGCUAGCAAGCCAAGUUGUUACUAUGAAGAAACUUCACCCACUACCUGAUGGAGGAAGCUUGGUGAAGUUAUUAAACAGUGAGGAGGAAGCAAAAACAUUUGAUUGGAUUAAGAGAGCCAAUGUGGUAAAAGGAGUGGCAAAUGUUUUAUCUUAUAUGCAUCAUGAUUGCUCACCUCCUAUAAUUCAUCGUGAUAUAUCAAGUAAGAAUGUUCUAUUGGAUCUAGAAUAUGAGGCUCACAGCUCUGACUUUGGCACUGCUAGGCUUUUGAAGCCUAAUUCAUCCAAUUGGACGUCACUUGCAAACACCUAUGGAUGCAUGGCUCUAGAGCUUGCCUACACAAUGGAAAUUAAUGAGAAGUGUGAUGUUUUUAGCUUUGGAGUGUUGGCUUUAGAAAUAAUCAUGGGAAAGCAUCCUGGGGAUUUGAUCUUAUCUCUCUCAUCAUCAACAUUUACAACCCGAGAUAUGCUAUUGAAGGAUGUGUUGGACCAAUGCCUUUCACUUCCAAUAAAUCAAGUUGCAAGGGAAGUGCUCUCCAUUGCAAAGAUUGCAAUUGCUAGCUUGCACACUAUUCCCCAAUCUCGCCCAACAAUGCAACAAGUUUCUCAAGUGCUUUCAACUCAAAAACCACAUUUGCCUAAUACAUUAUUCACGAUCACAUUAGGAGAAGUAGUUGAUCUCGGAGGCUCAACUGUCUAA
Quercus robur (English oak) is the source of this 2370-nucleotide messenger RNA. RefSeq names its product MDIS1-interacting receptor like kinase 2-like. Gene Ontology annotation, biological process: protein phosphorylation. Bases 1 to 2370 code for a protein of 789 amino acids. The transcript is spliced from 6 exons. The record is from RefSeq and is a predicted model, not a curated record. Gene Ontology annotation, molecular function: ATP binding; protein kinase activity; protein binding. NCBI's taxonomy places the organism in Eukaryota, Viridiplantae, Streptophyta, Magnoliopsida, Fagales, Fagaceae.